AUUCAGUACUUAAAAGACGUUUUCCUGUUUCUCUGGCCAGCGAGCAGCGAACCCAGUUCGGAGAGGGGUCAGGCUGCCUGUGCGCCUGUGCGCACUCAGGCGUCUAACUUUGGGCAUCCUUCCACUGUACUUAGUACACGUGAAGGUGCCCAAACUCGUUAAUGAGGAGAGGGGGCAGGCUCUUGGGAAGAGAUUCUCGUGCUUUUUAACUCUCGGACAAGAAGUUUCCCCCCACAGGAAAGGAUAAUUCUUUUGAAGCCUUUAUUAUUCAUUGAACAGAAGGACGAAAGUGGGACAACCUGUAAGGACGCCUAGUCCUAAGGCAUCUGGAGGUUCUCCCUGCCUUUCUCCGCCCCAUUUCAACACCUCCCUCUAACAACAACCUUUUGGUUUUGGGGGGGCGGUAAGCUUAGUGGGCUGGUGUGCCGAGUGCCAGAUCCCAAAGUCUGAAAAUAAACUCGGGAGAUCUUCGGCGUAGAAAGUUUGCUUUUUCCCUCCUCACCCCACUCACACUCGUUCACCACUGCCACCGCCACCUCCACCCUUCUCCUGCUGCGGUACAGUGCAGAAAAGGAGGGAGGGGGCUCCUGCUAGGGGGAGAGGGGCCGGCGGAGGUGGAGGAGAGGAAAGGAUGCCAGUAGCUUCCCCUCACUCGCUCUGAGGCUCAGACCUGUGCUGCUUAAGUAGCCGCCGCCACAGUUGACCUCGCGCUCCUCUGGCUGGCCGCGGUGAAGACACUGGAGGAGGAAGAGGAGGAAGAGGAGGAGGAGAAGCGGUGGGGGCAGCAGCAGCCUAAGGAACUGGGAAGUUCGUAUGGCCGCUCCCAGUUGGCAGGUGGUGCGCGCAGCUGAUCUAGCUGCGGUGUCGAGCUCGGGGCGGCUUUGAGCCUCGGUCUCUUGGGGACCGCCCUACUCAGUGUUACCGAGCUAGAGCCAGGGCCAAGAGGAGGAGGAGAAGGAGGCGGCGGCGGCUGCCACAGUGGGCGAUGUGGCCGGCUGGAGCGGGCAGCAAGCUGCCCUGUGCCCGAGACUCUGCUCUCCGGCGGGCGGCUUUCUCCGGAAACCUCACGGCUUUGCCUUCCCAUCUAGUGCCGGCCGGCAGAAGCGUCCGGGUCUUCAUCAGCGCCAAUCCUGAAGAUACAGGAGCAGAACGACAAGCUCUAAGAGAAAAUGUGUAUCCUAAACUGAGGGAAUUCUGCAGAGAAAACUAUGGAUUGGAAUUUCAGGUCAUAGAUUUAUACUGGGGCUUAGAUGAAGAUGAAUGGGACAGUCCUGAACUCCAGAAGACUCGUAUGAAGCUUUUAGAAGAUUGCUUGAAAACAUCUGCAGGUCCAUGUUUUGUUGGACUAUUGGGUGAAAAGUAUGGGAACAUCCGAAUUCCUGGAGAAGUUGAAUCAUCAGAAUUUGAAAUGAUUUUAGAUGCUGCCAUAGAAGCAAAGCUGGAAACCAAGGUGCUUGAAGAAUGGUACUGCCGGGAUGAGAACUCUGUCCCAGCAACAUAUUACCUCAGACCUAAAUAUGAAAUGCUGAAAAGCAAUAAGAAUCCAAUGCAGGCUUCUGCCAAUGCUGAGAGUGAACAAAAAUGGCAAGAGAUAUCAGAGGAGAUAAAGAAGAUUUUUAAGACAGCUGUGAAAUUACUACAGGAAAAGGGUAAAAUGAAGCACAGCCAAGCCAAGAGAUAUCUCUUUUCAGCUAUUGAAGACGAGUUUGACUUUGCUUUGGGAAAACAAACACCAGCAUUCCUAAAGAAAUGUGUUUGCUACAUUAGAAAAAUUGCAAACAUUGAACGUUUUGUGAAAAUUCCAGCAAUGGGUAAAUACAUGGACAUAACUGGGACAGAACCAAGGAUUAUCCGUGACCCAGAAGCCCACGAGAAACUGAUAAAACUCAGGGAUGAAUUUAUUCCCACCAUCGUUGCAUCAUCUAAUCUGAGAGUCUAUACUUCCAUUACACAUUGUGACAUGAAACUAGGUUAUUCCCAAGAAGUAGAGAACCAUUAUAUAGAAGGACUUGGUAAACAGUUUUAUGAGGAUAUGAUUGACAUCAUUCAGGCAACUGUACAACAGAAUUUUGACACAGAAACCGAUACACUGUAUGAUGAAAUUCUUCAGCACUCAUCCUUAUGUAAAACAUAUGCCUCCUUCUAUGAGUACAAAUGUGAAUCUCUAAACAUAGUGCACAAAUACCUUCUUCCCAGCAAGGCAGGGCACAUUAACCCUCUUGUCACUUAUGGAGGACCUUGCACUGGGAAAACUCUUCUGUUAGCUGAAGUAGCCAAGAAGGCUUAUGGUUGGCUACAUGAAGAGAUGGGACCUGAAUCUGACCCAGUCAUAAUUGUAAGAUUUCUGGGAACCACAGACAUGAGUACUGAUCUUAAGAACCUUCUUCUAAGCAUCUGUGAACAACUGGCAGUUAACUACCGGUGUCUGGUGCAAAGCUAUCCUAAGAAGAUUCAUGAUCUUCGGGACUUGUUUAUAAAUCUCUUGAAUGAGUCUUCAUAUCAGAGACCACUGGUAAUAAUAUUUGAUGCUCUAGAACAGCUUUCUGACAUCGAUGAUGCCAGAAAACUUUGGUGGCUUCCCAUUCACCUUCCCCGUUUUGUACGGAUAGUACUGUCCACCCUGCCCAACAAACAUGGGAUCCUGCAGAAACUGAGGUGCCUUAUUCAUGAAGAAGACAACUACAUUGAGCUGAUUCCAAGGGAUAGAAAAAUGUGCAGUCAGGUCCUAAAACACCAGUUGCUACGUGUCAAAAGAAAAGUGACAUCAGGGCAACAGAUAUAUGUCAAUGAAGCUUUCUCCAAGUGCACAUUGCCAAUGUUUGUCAACUUAACCUUCAGGGAGGUGAGAAACUGGAGAUCUCACAAGGAUGUGGAUGAGUCCUCCCUCUGUGUCACAGUCCAUGAAAGCAUAGAGCAGUUAUUUUGGUCCCUGGAGAAGAAAUGUGGGCAGAAACUAGUAUCCCGAGCUCUGGGUUAUAUCACCAUGGCUAAAAUGGGUUUGAGUGAAAUGGAGUUGGAAGAUGUUUUAGCACUGGACAAUAGUGUCAUGAAUGAGCUAAAUGAAAAUAUACGACCAAGUAACCCCUUGCGGGUGCCUUAUAUAUAUGUCGCAAGGCUUAAGGAGGGCUUGAGUGGAUACCUGAUAGAAAGGCACGUGAAAAACGUCACACUCUUGGUGUGGGCCAAUAGGCACCUCCAUCUGAUAGCACAGAAGCUUUACCUACAUAAUGACAGUGACCUACGUGAAAUGCAUACAAUCCUGGCAGAUUACUUUCUGGGGGUCUGGUCUGGAGGCAGGAGGAAAGCUUUUUGCCUCGAAGAUCCAUACUUGAAUGGCUGCCUUGAUCUGGAAAGCAGAAGUUUGCUGGAGGAAGAAAAGCAUUUCUUGGAGCAGGCAUCUUUUGAUAGACAGGUUCCAGAUCAACCUUGGGUGUUUCAGUGCAAUCCACUGGAGCCUGACAUCUUUUUUGUCAACCAUCGCAAAAUGUCAGAGCUUUUACACCACUUGACAAGAUGUGGGAAAACAGAUGACCUCCUCUAUGGAGUCAUCAUGAACUUCAGCUGGCUUUACACCAUGGUAAAAAUUGGUCAGUUUGACAAAGCCCUUGCAGACAUUGAAGUGGCUUACAAUUAUUCACAGGAGAAAGAACUGAAGUUUCUGGCCAGCACCCUUCGGAGCAUCAAGAGCAAAAUCAUCACAUUCCCUGGCUCCCUCUCUGCUGAGCUCCAGCAGAGGCUUCUUCCAGUUGUCAGUUCUUUACCCAAACUAAGACACCUCCUUUUGGAAUGUGACAAGGAUGGACCUAAAUACUGCUCCAUUGUCCCCUUACAUUCUUCCAUGGAUGUGACUUACAGCCCUGAGAGGCUUCCCUUGUCAUCUAGUCAUCUACACGUCACGGAGAUUUUGCCUACAUGUAACCCAAGUACUGUCCUCACAGCUUUGGAAAAUGGCUCCAUUAGCACAUGGGAUGUAGAGACCCGCCAACUACUCAGGCAAAUCACCACAGCCCAGUCUGUUAUUCUGGGCAUGAAGCUCACCACAGAUGAAAAGUACCUUGUGGUAGCCACAACAAACAACACCCUGUUGAUUUAUGACAACAUAAAUUCCUGCCUCCUCUCUGAAGUUGAAAUCAAAGGAGCCAAGCAUAGCAGUGGCUCUAAUUUCAUCAAUGGGUUUACCUUGUCAAUUACACAUGCCCUUGCCUGGUUGGAGGCCAGCAAAGAUGUCACUGUCAUUGAUCUACUCUAUGGAUGGCCUCUUUAUCAGUUCCACUGCUGGUAUGAAGUCACUUGUGUCCAGUGCUCUCUGGAUGGAGUGUACGCUUUCUGUGGGCAAUCUCUAAAUACAACCACCAUCUUUCAUUUAGGGAGCGGAGAAAAGCUCUCCACUGUGACAUCUGAAUUUUCAGGUGGCUUUGUGAAGUUUCUUCUAAUCUUGGACACAGCCCAGGAAAUGGUCAUGGUUGACAGUGAGGGCAGCCUUUCUGUUUGGAACACUGAGGAAAUCACCAAUCCCCAGUUAACAGAUGAUUUUGAUUGUCGAAGAGAAGACAGUGAAGUUGUCAGCAUUGAACUUUCUGAAGAUCAAAGUGCAAUUCUUAUUUGCAAAGCCCUCAGCAUAGAACUCUUAGACACUACCAUGUGGAAGGUGGCUGAGAAAUUCAGAGCCAAACACAACGAGCGCUUUAUCUCAGCGGUGCUCUCCAAAAAUGGAGACUGUAUAAUUGCUACUAUGGAAAAUACCUCAGCUGUGUUUUUUUGGAGGCGGGACACUGGACAGUGUAUGGCGAGCUUACAGGAAAUCUCAGGAGCCAUAGUCAAGUUGGUCAAGUCUAAUCACCAUAACAUGCUGCUAUCUCUAUCUACAAGUGGUGUCCUUUCUAUUUGGGACAUUGAUAUAAUUACAGCUAUGUCCAACAUAGACAAGACUGGAAAACCCAUCCAAAGACUGAUGUUACCUGCGAGAGGUGAAAUCAUUUAUUCCCUAGAUGGAUCUGAGUCUGUCCAUAAGUGGAACUUUAGCAAUGGAUUCAUUGAGGCAGAAUUUAAGCAUGAAGGCAUCGUGGAACACUGUGUGCUCACCUCCUCUGGGGAUGUGAUGGUAACAUCAGAUGACAAAUGUAGCCAAUAUGUAUGGCACACCAGCAGUGGUGAAAACCUCUUUCGAAUUAAUGGGCAAAGAAUAUCCCAGCUGCUGAUUACACACAAUGAUCAAUUUGUGGUUUCACUCUGUGAGGAAAAUGCCUCCCGGGUUUGGCGACUGGCCACAGGCCACAGGGUGUGCAAUAUUCUCACUCCUUUACAGAAUGCAUUUAUAACCUCUGCAAAUACAUUUGUGGUAGGCAUUACAAAAAACAAAGUGCUGGCCGUCAGUUUAUGGACAGGAAGUAUCACCAAGAAGUUCUGCUGUGAGGAUGGAACCAUGAUUGUAAAUUUCAAAUUGAUACCUGACUGCCCUGAUAUCAUAGUGUUUAUAACAUCCACAGAAACUGUGAACAUCUGGAGCCUGACAGACGAAGUCAUCUGUCGACGUGUACAACUUCCAAACAAUUUCUUAAAAAAUCUAGAGGACUUUGAGAUUUCCCCCAAUGGGAAACUAGGUAUUAUAUCCCGGGGAGAUGAAAAUAUAAAUGUUCUUGAUCUACAUAGUGGUAAACUCCGAGUGGUCCAUGCUGCUGGAAUCAUCUGGCGGCAGAAGCUAUCUCGAGAUGGCCGCUACCUGGUCUACAUUUGCUUCCGGAAUGGAGAGGAGGAGGAUGACAAUGGAGCGGUCUCCAGCUUAAUUGUCAUGAGACUCGCAGAUGGCAAAAAUAUUGGUGCUUGCUCACUUUAUAAGACGCCAACCUUUCUUGCACUGUCACAAAGGCAUUUAAAUAUCAUUGUUGGUUUUGAUGAUGGAAGUAUAGGGAUUUAUACUGUAGUGGACAGGGUGGAUGCGGCACUGAAGAUUAAAAUCGCCACCUCAAACAGCCGGCAAAUUUUCAACAGUGCAACACAAGCGUCCAGGCCAAAGUGUAACAGCUAUUGCUUUAAGUCUACUGCAGACUGUAUUUGGAGAGAAUCCACUGAGGUAUUUGCAAGAGACAGUCCCAUCACAGUGACUGAUCCUGUAGAAACAAAUGAAGCAACGCCAACCAAAAAACACAAUCCUUAUGACCGGGUAUGCUCUGCCAUAGAGAGCAGAGGCCACAGUUUUGCAGCUGACAACUAGUUACAUAUUUAGAUGGGUUUUCUGAAAUUUAUGAUAUACAUUUAUCAGUCUGUCUUUUUUCCUCUGAGGUGGAAAUGGUACAUUUCUUAGGCAAAAUAGAAUGCAACUUAUAUCUGUCCACAUAUAAGAUCAACUGAAAUGGGAACCAUUUUUGGCUGUAGUUUUUCUUGAGAUUAAUUCAUGAAAAUCCUCUUCCAAAGGUUUAUCAUCAUAUGGAAGUGACCCUGUGUUCUCAAAAGCUACCACAGCAGAAUUCAAGCACUGGUAGAUAAAAAAGGCUCUGAGAACAGCCCUGCAAUAAAUUGUAUAUCUUGCUCAAGCACUAAUCUAAUCAAGUUCAGGAAAGCUUUUCUUGGAAGGUUUGAUUACCAGAUGUUUAAUUUAAAAAAAAAAAAAAACCUUACCUUCUGUCUCAGAAUCAAUAAUAAGUGUUGGUUCCAAGGCAGAAGAGCAGUAAGGGCUGGGUAAUAGGAAUUAAGUGACUUGGGCAGGAUCAUACAGCUAGGAAGUGUCAGAGGUCAUAUUUGAACCCAGGACUUUCCAUCUUCAGGCCUGGCUCUGAGCUACCUACCUGCCCCCAAUUAAUUACUUUUUGACCAUAGCAAUUCUUUAAACUAUAAGCUAAAGUAUGGAGGCCUGAAAUCCACUUUCAUGAUGAGAACAUCUAUGGAGAUCGAAUCAUAGCUCCUUGAAAAUAUGGAAUUCAUCUGGGUAGAAUAUCUUUACUGGGCAUUUCUAGCAAUACUCUUUACAUUGCUGCUUCAUCUAGAUGUUAGAAAAUUGUACAGUAUAUUGGCUUUAGCUCUAUAUUUGUCAGAAGUAUAACCUCUUCAGUUCAUGCAGAUACAAUAGGUAGGUUUACACACACACACAAACACACAGCAGUUUGACCAAAAUCAUUUAUCAUGUUUUUAAGUUAAAUUUUAAAAACCAUUGUUUUAUCUCCAUGAUGCCAAAUAAUUCUUGUUUGGCUACAUUUUGGUUAUUAAUAUUAUAUAAUUACAGCCUUAACCCUGCUCUACCUUUGACCAUCCAGAUAAUGAAGACAUAUCUGGAGGUAAAGGAAAGAGUGAAAAGGGGGGAAAUAAAUUAACAAAGUCGACCAUAUGAAACUCUUUAGUGACUACAUCCCAACCUAUAAGGGAAAUACUUUUAAAAUAUGUGAAGAUGCGAAGCUGUGGGUAGAUGGGACAAGAGUCAAUUGGCAGCUAAAAGGGCAACAGAGAUGCAGAUGAUCAGUCUUAGAGAAGCUGCAUAUGUAGGUUUUGUACAAAGGUAAAAACCGUUUCUUAAAAAGCUAUUUCCUGAGUUCUGAGAGAAAACGUUUAAUACUAAGAAGCAUUCUUUUUGUUUCCUGGCUCUUUCAAAGUACAUAUUUUGCUAGCUGUAAUGAAGACUCACAUAAGGGCAUUAAGACACAAUUAAGCUGUUCACUUUUAUUAUUGUAUGAAAAGGUUCCUCUUCACUCUUGUAUAAGAAAGUCUGAAUUAUCUCCUACAUCCCCUACACUGAACUUCUCAGAAAGAAAGCUUUCUUGAUAUGCCAUGUAUGAACUACUGAUAACAUUUGCCUUACUAUCAUUCCUCUUCUGUCCUGUGUUGAACGCAGAGAGAUGACCAAAUACUCUGGGACUAACAGAACAUGCCUGUAUUUGUGCUAAAAUAUUCCAUAAAAUCUUAAGGCUGUCCAAAGGUUCUUUACUGUUCCUGUUUGUAAUAAAUUUCUUACUUCUACAUAUGUACGUAGGCUUAUUUAUCUGUUUUACUUCCUGCUUUGGGAUUGUUCUGAGCCUUUUAUAUAGUGUGAUCAGUUUCAAGGCAGAAGCUGUGAAAUAUUAUUAAAUAUUUUUUAACUUCCAUCUGAUUCAAGAAAAAGGGUUCCAUCCUAAAAGCUAAGAGUCUUUUCCCCCCUUGCCAUAUCAAGUACAUGGCAUGUCCUUGGCUAAUUUUUAAAGGAUUUUUUUUUAAGAGGCAACAGAUCCUCUGAGAAGUGGAAGAUUGAACAGUUCAGUUUUAAUUUCUGGCUCUUCCAUUGACUUGCUGUGGGUCCCUGAGCCAAUUAUCUAACCUCUCUGUUUCUUACUUUUCUCAACCAUAAAAUGAGGUUAGUGGUAGUUUCUCUUAUAUCCCCUAGAAGAAUAUUGUGAGAUUGUGUGAUAUGAAAUAUAGUCAACUCUGGAUUAUCAAUACUGAUGGAGAAAAAUGGAACCACAUAUCACUUCUGUUUUUUAUAUUCGACCUUGAAAUGUAGUCUAAGACACUUCGACCUAGAGAUAUGGCUCCAAUGCAAGAGAUUAUCCUUUUUCAUGCCAAGGCCAGCUCUCCUCUGGCCCUGUAAGCCUGAGUCCAAGUCAGCUAGCAGCCAAGACACAGACCCAGGAACAUGGGUACAUAGAUACAGACUCUAGAGUUGAUUGCAUCUGAAGUGUUCAUCAGAGACAAGACCAAGGUCAUUCAAGGUAUCAAUAUUAGUAGUAGUAUAAGUUGGACCUCUGUGCCACUAUUUCUAAAAAUCAAAUGCCAAGAUGAAUUAUAUGUAGUGUGUGUGAAUGUUCUAUGUCAAAGCCAAUAUAGCAAGUACUGAGUGAUUUGAAUGAUUUUCCUACCUUGUUUGCAACUCUUAGAUCAUACUGAAUGUUUUUAUGUAAACUUUGUAUUGUUGGGAAGAAUUACCCAAUCAGAGAUUUAUAUUUUCUUAAAUGUUACAUUUAGUUACAUUUUGUUACAGAGUUGUUAAACUAGAAUAUUAUUGCAGUCCUCAAACAAUAUACAGUCUUGUGUAUGCAUUGUUUGUAUGAAUAAAAUAUAAACUGAUUUGUU
Molecule: messenger RNA, 9030 nt
Organism: Monodelphis domestica (gray short-tailed opossum)
Lineage: Eukaryota; Metazoa; Chordata; Mammalia; Didelphimorphia; Didelphidae
Gene: NWD2
Product: NACHT and WD repeat domain containing 2
Molecular function (GO): protein binding
Source: RefSeq, a predicted model, not a curated record